Molecule: messenger RNA, 976 nt
Organism: Diabrotica balteata
Lineage: Eukaryota; Metazoa; Arthropoda; Insecta; Coleoptera; Chrysomelidae
Source: the annotation of a GenBank genome assembly
UAUAUCUCGACAUAUAAUUCACAUCCAUACAAAUACUUUGUUUUUCUUGUAACAAUUUGUGCUAGUAUUUGCGUGUUGCCAAACAUAUCUGCGUCAUGCAAUGACACCAGUUGUAGUGGAAAUGGAGUUUGUAAGAUGAAAUUUGUGUCUGUGAUGAUGGCUGGAGAGGUUCUCAAUGUCAGCAUUGUGUAGGAAACGUUAGUUCAGAGUGCAAAUCAAGCGAUGCCAGGACCUCAGAAUGUGAAUUUUAUCACAUAUGUUCCAAAUGUCAAGAUGACCCAUUAUGCGGUUGGUGCGAUGACGGAUCCGGAACAGGAACUGGAAUUUGUCUCCCUGGAAAGUACGAAGAGAUUAGAUAAUGCGGACAACGCUAAAUUCGUAUUACUAAUACUAAUUGUUAAAAAUAACACGGUUAAUAAAACUGCUUAUGAUUUGAUUAAAUUUAAUUCUAUUUUAGGACCAUUCACAAACACCACGUCCAUGACUUGUCCAGUAAAACAUUGGUACUUCAGAAGCUGUCCUCAGUGUCAGUGCAACGGCCAUGGUAGUUGUGAUAAUAAUUCCAGUACCUGCAUUAAAUGCAAUAGCAGGACCACUGGAAGCAACUGUCAGCAAUGUAUUAAAGGUUAUUGGGGAAGUACUUUAAAUGGAGGCCAAUGUAAAAAGUGCCAAUGUACUCUUGAUGCUAACGAUUGUAAUAAGGAGAGUGGAGCAUGCAAUUGUUUGACAAAGGGGACGAUUGGAAAUAAUUGCGAUCAGUGUGACAGAUUCAAUCAUUUUUAUCCAGAUUCAUAUAAGAAUAACGCUUGCUAUUGUCCAAGAUAUAUGGUAGGCUUCAAGGUCAUUGACCAGAGGAAUGAAUAUCACAAGUAUAUUAAUCAAAUUAGUACUCAAAAUGAACCAUUCUAUUACAUUACUUUAAAUUUAGUGAAAAUUUAAUAAAAAUUGCUGAUCGUCAAUUCUUAUUGGUCAAUAA